Bipolaris oryzae ATCC 44560 is the source of this 1587-nucleotide messenger RNA. RefSeq lists its product as uncharacterized. The transcript has 2 exons. The record is from RefSeq and is a predicted model, not a curated record. Bases 1 to 1587 code for a protein of 528 amino acids. Lineage: Eukaryota; Fungi; Ascomycota; Dothideomycetes; Pleosporales; Pleosporaceae.
AUGCUUGGAGCCGAGACUAAUAUGAAGAUGCUCGGAGAGUGGAUGCAAGGCCUUCAACCCAACGCUCAAUCUGCAGUGACAGCACUGAAUUAUCUGCCGUCACGCCUGAUACAGCUGCGCGACGAAGGUAGUCUACGCAUAGUCAAAACAUCCACCAUCGAGGGCCACGAACCGAAGUUUGCUGCACUUAGCUAUGUAUGGGGCACAAAUCAAACUUUCAUCUUGCUUAGUACCACUGAAGAUAUGCUCACAACAGGGUUUGGAAUCGAGCAGCUUCCCAAGACGAUACAAGACGCUGUCACAGUCACCCGCCGCGUCGGAAUAGAAUACAUUUGGGUAGAUGCACUAUGCAUCAUGCAGGAUUCAAACGAAGAUAAGGCACAGGAAUUACCGAAGAUGCGAUCAAUCUACAAAUAUGCCACAGUAACUGUAGUGGCUUCUGUCGCCAAAUCUGCUACUGAAGGCUUUCUACAUCACGUUGAAGAAGAAUAUGACUACUUCAUCGAACCGGUUACGAUACCUUUUUCGGCGAACACGGUCGAGCCGACAUGCUCAGAAAUCGUGCUUAGUUACCCAGCAGCCUAUAAGCGAUGGAAAGACCCCAUCAACAGCCGAGCUUGGACGUUUCAAGAACUCAUCUUGUCAACCCGUGCAAUUCUCUUCUCAUACCGUGGGGUGUCAACAAUUGACCGUAUUAGCCCGGCUGCUGCGGAUGGCAUGACGUCUGGUAAAGAUCCGCAGUUGCCGAGUUUACCCUGGAGCGGCAAGCUGUUCUCUCUGGCUACUACUCCAGAAAACACGAGGCAGGUAUGGCUUUCAAUAAGAGGAGAGUACAGUCGACGUAUGCUCUCGUACCAGGGAGACAAGCUGGUUGCAGUAUCGGCUAUUGCAGAGGAAAUUGGCCAAAUGUACAAUAGUCGCUAUGUUGCUGGCAUGUGGGAGCGCGACCUCGCUAUAGACCUACAAUGGAACUGUCCACGCAGAGAUACGGUGGGUGACGACGGCCAUAAUCGGAAGCCUCGAGCACAAGGUUACGUUGCACCUUCAUGGAGUUGGGCAUCUGUCAGUGGUGCUGUGGAGGACUUUGUACAGGUUUGGGAGGAUGAAGGCGAUGACGGAGGAAUUGGGUACAAGAACAGCUUUGGGUUUGAAGUGAUUUCCUGUGAGGUUGAGCUUGCUGUUCCCGGCUUCGAGUAUGGAGCCGUCACCUCGGGUAUUCUGGUCGCGAAAGGUCGCAUCUGUACACUCUCUUGGCACCCCCAUCCCAAUGACGAACAGCACAGGGUCCUCGAGUCAGAUGGUUAUCUUGCAGGAUUAGCAGACGGUGACAAGAGCGGACUAGUGAGCACGAGUGCGAGCGGCAGAUAUGGGGAGGGUACGUUGGAUGCCGCUGAUCCGGAUAUGCAUGCCGGCGUUGAAGUGGUGUGUCUUGGGGGAAGAUUGGUGGAGAAUGUGCCAGGACGAGAGGACGUGGAAGGAAUGAUGCUACUGGCGACGACUGAGGGACAGUAUCGUCGAGUUGGCUUUUUCCGAGUGCAGACGGGGGCAUUUGAGACGGGCGAGAGUGCAGUGGUUAGGAUAGUGUGA